Molecule: messenger RNA, 6349 nt
Organism: Oncorhynchus nerka (sockeye salmon)
Lineage: Eukaryota; Metazoa; Chordata; Actinopteri; Salmoniformes; Salmonidae
Gene: crtc3
Product: CREB regulated transcription coactivator 3
Exons: 15
Coding region: 1139-3199 (686 amino acids)
Biological process (GO): positive regulation of transcription by RNA polymerase II; protein homotetramerization
Cellular component (GO): nucleus; cytoplasm
Molecular function (GO): cAMP response element binding protein binding
Source: RefSeq, a predicted model, not a curated record
AGUUUCAAGCUGUUUUUUAUUUUUAUAUGGCAGGAUCAGUGAGAAAGGAUCUCACCAACGAGAGCCGACAAAAAUAUGGAGCGAUAUGCAACAGGAGACAAGACGAGAAGAAGCCCGACUUUACCGCAUGGAUUUGAAUGUUUACAUGCUAACUAAAUAUAGCCUGUAAAAAAUAGUUGUAGCUGUUACAGUCGACCUGCCUGCCUAAUCAGAGGACCAGAAUCGAAAGCAAUGUUUUUGAGAUCGAGAGAGUGGAUUAUGUUACAUGCUGAUUUGGAUAACCCUCGCGCUGCAACGGCAAGAUCUUUCCUACACUUGUUGAAAUUACAUUUCGAAAUCUUCUCCACGAGGGAAAGUAUUCGCUAAUGAAAACAUUGCUAACAACUAUAUUUGGGCAACGUUAGCAAAUAUUGUUUUAGUUUACAAAUCUUUAGCCAACGUAAGUUGCGCUUCUCUUCUGCUGUUCGUGUCGCGUUACGCGGUAGCUACUGUACGAGCUUGCUGCGUAGCUGUAAUUUUUAUCGAACAUUUUUAUACACUGCAUAAAAUGACAGUUUUGAUAGCUUUGAAGAGGUUGAAGUACUUAUUAUUUGUUAUUUAGCUACGCGUGUUGCCUCACUUGACAAUGCAUUGCUGGAUACGUCCUCAUAACGUUACUAUUUUAAGCUAAAUUGUUAAUGAAGAAAAUGGAAGUGACAGGUAGCUAGCUAGCACUGGCACUCUCUCACGCUAGCUAGUUAACAUAACUAGCUACUGAUUGAGUUUCAAACAAGUUGUUGGCUUAUUAGUUUAACUAACUAUUUACAAAGGUAAAUAUUUUCCAAUGCAUUGACAAUACGCUGGGAUGUAUAGAACUCAAUAACUUCGGUAAGCGUUACCUGCUGGCACCGUAAACACAUAUUUUGGAAUGUGUUUGUUUACAAACACUUGUCAGCUGAACUGUUCACUAUUGUUAACUUAUGUGGCUAUCAAGCUAACGUUAGCUAACACCGAAAAUUUGCCAACGCGACGAUUUGAAGCAGCACUGAUGGAUUCGCUAAAAGUGGACUGACAAUCAAAACCACACUCUCUAUAUUUGUGCCCCAAGCACUCGCUUUACAUUUUUUAAGUAACAUUUUUAAACUGUGCGGCCCACACCAUGUCCGGAUCCCCGGGCUCGGGUGGCUCAAACCCCAGGAAGUUCAGCGAAAAGAUAGCGCUGCACAACCAGAAACAAGCAGAGGAGACGCUGGCCUUCGAUCAGCUUAUGACAGAUCUCACUGUCUCAAGGGUGCAGUUCCAGAAGAUCCAACAGCUACGUCAGACCCAGACCAGGGCCCAGUACUAUGGAGGCUCCCUGCCCAACGUCAACCAGAUCGGCAACGCUAGCGCCGACUUCCAGGGUGGCUUCCCAGGGGCCUUGGACAGUGUCAGGGGGACACGUCACCAUGGCCUGGUAGAGAGGGUGCACCGGGACCGCAACCAACGCAUUAACUUGCCUCACCGCCGGCCCAUCGACAAGCACGGACGGCAGAUGGAGAGCUCCCCGUACGGAACCGUGUACCUGUCCCCUCCGCCGGACAACAACUGGAGAAGGGAGCAGCAGCUGUGGGCCGAGGAGAAACGACCAGGAUUUAGAUUAAUAUCACAGCUCAACAGAACCAACUCGGACUCAGCUCUUCAUACGAGUGCCAUGAACCCCCAGGACCCCUUUGGCAUGAACCAGCAGAUGGGCAGAGGGCCCCCCCAGCGCAACGCCAGUGUGAACGAGGCGGAGGUGGACGGCUCUGGAGAUGUGUUCUCCUUCCCAUCCCUGUCUAAUGAGGAGGGUCUGAUGGGUGUCAGCAAGCCCCUUCCCAAGCAACUGUGGGAGGCCAAGAAGGUUCAAUCCCUCUCAUCACGGCCCAAAUCCUGUGAAGUGCCUGGAAUCAAUAUAUUCCCGUCUCCAGAGCAGAACGCGGGCCUCUCCAACUACCAGGGCUCGUUGAACACGGGCGGUUCCCUGCCAGACCUCAGUAACCUGCACUUCCCCUCACCGCUGCCCACACCCCUGGACCCAGACGACGGGCACCACGGAGGGGGGGGCUACCACCCCAACCUGAGCGGGGGCAGCAGCACAGGCAACCUGCCCGCCGCCAUGAUGCACCUCGGCAUAGGGAAUCACCAGGGAGGCUGGACUGAAGGAGGUCUCUCGUCCUCUCUGAGCAAUCCUUCCAUCCAGAACUCUCUCCAAAACUCCCAGCUACACUCGUCCCUCAGCAAUCCCUCCAUCCACUCGUCCCUCCGUCUGACGUCCCUCUCCAACCCUCCGCAGGGAGCCAUGAGCAGCUCGCCUCGCCGCCGCCCGGCUCCCAUCAGCCCCCUCACUCUGUCACCCGGCACCGAGCAACGGCGGGGGCUUUCCAAGCAGCUGUCUCCCACAAUGUCCCCCUCACUGUCCCCCAUCACACAGGGGGUUGCCUUGGACACCAGCAGCUUACCAAUGGAGCCUCCACCUCCCUACCCUCUCUACCAACAGCUACACCAACAGUCCCAGCAUUCAAUGGGGCAACAACAACAACGCCAGCAACAACGUCAUCAUCAUCAUCAACAGCAGCCAGUGUCCCCUCUGCAGAACAUCUCUCUGGACUUCAACUCUGGUCAUAACAACAUGGCGGCGUUCUUCAAUGACCCGUUCAUGGACCCACAGUUCUCCAGUCGCCAGGCCAAGGCACUGUCCUACCAGGUAAACCACCGGGGAGAAGUCUCUAGAGAAGGAUCCUCCGGAAAGGACUUCAUUCCCUCAUUCACAUUGGACCAGUUCAGCAUGUUGGAGAGUGCCAUGAGCCAAAUUGCAGGCGGUUCGUGUUUCGACCCGUCCUCGCCCUCUUCCUCGCCCCUAUACAGCUCGCAGGCCGCCCUCAUGGGCCUGGGUGGGAGCCACGGCAACUUGCAGGACCAGCUGCAGCAGAUGAGACCCAACAACAACUACAACUGCAGUGGAGGGGUGCCCAAUAUCAUACUGACUGAUGACUCCAACCCCAGUCAUUCCAAGGACAUCAGCAGUGCCAUGUCGGCCGGCAACAUGGCUGACUGUUUCGACUCGGAGGUGAGCUUCCCACUGGAGGAUGAGCUGCGCAUCGAGCCCUUGAGCCUGGAUGGUCUGAACAUGCUCAGUGACCCCGACAUGGUGCUCUCUGACCCCUCGGUGGAGGACAGUUUCCGCAGCGACAGACUGUAAUCGGGCACGCACACAUACACACACAGACUGUAUAGGCCAGGUAGCGUGGGUUAAACUUGAAUGAUCCCCACCUCCCUCACACACUCAUGGCAUACGUAUGCAAUUUUUUAAGGCAUUUACAUACACACACACACUAUUAUAGAGGAAUAGACUUGUGUACAAUCCCUGUUUACAUGGGCUUCACAUGUAAAUGCCACACACACACACGCUCUUACCUACGUUGUGCAUAGUCAUUUGGAACGGAUGAACUGAUGUACCAUUGAUUGAUAUUAUUUUUAAUUUUUUACCAACAUUACAUCAGCACUGAGCAUUACUAUAACGUUACUAUAACGUUCCUAUAGUGUUCCUCCACCUAUAUACAGUUGAAGUCGGAAGUUUACAUACACUUAGGUUGGAGUUAUUAAAAUUAGUUUUUCAACCACUCCACACAUUUCUUGUUAACAAACUCUAGUUUUGGCAAGUCGGUUAGGACAUCUACUUUGCAUGACACAAGUAAUUUUUCCAACAAUUGUUUACAGACAGAUUAUUUCACUUAUAAUUCACGGUAUCACAAUUCCAUUGGGUCAGAAGUUUACAUACACUAAGUUGACUGUGCCUUUAAACAGCUUGGAAAAUUCCAGAAAAUUAUGUCAUGGCUUUAGAAGCUUCUGAUAGGCUAAAUGAGAUCAUUUGAAUCAAUUGGAGGUGUAUCUGUGGAUGUAUUUCAAGGCCUACCUUCAAAGUCAAGCAAAGAGGCACUGAGAUCAUGGGAAAAUCAAAAGAAAUCAGCCAAGACCUCUGAAAAGACCUCCACAAGUAUGGUUCAUCCUUGGAGCAAUUUCCAAAUGCCUGAAGGUACCAUGUUCAUCUGUACAAACAAUAGUACGCAAGUAUAAACACCAUGGGACCACACAGCCGUCAUACCGCUCAGGAAGGAGAUGCGUUCUGUCUCCUAGAGAUAAAAGUACUUUGGUGCGAAAAGUGCAAAUCAAUCCCAGAACAACAGCAAAGGACCUUGUGAAGAUGCUGGAGGAAACAGUAUCUAUAUCCACAGUAAAAACGAGUCCUAAAUCGACAACCUGAAAGGCCGUUCAGCAAGGAAGAAGCCACUGCUCCGCCAUGGGGACUAAGAUCAUACUUUUUGGAGAAAUGUCCUCUGGUCUGAUGAAACAAAAAUAGAACUGUUUGACCAUAAUGACCAUCGUUAUAUUUGGAGGAAAAAGGUGGAGGCUUGCAAGCCGAAGAACACCAUCCCAACCGUGAACCACGGGGGUAGCAGCAUCAUGUUGUUGGGGUGCUUUGCUGCAGAAGGGACAAGUGCACUUCACAAACUAGAUGGCAUCAUGAGGAGGAAAAUUAUGUGGAUAUAUUGAAGCAACAUCUCAAGACUUGGUUGCAAAUGGACAAUGACCCCAAGCAUACUUCUAAAGUUGUGGCAAAAUGGCUUAAGGACAACAAAGUCAAGGUAUUGGAGUGGCCAUCACAAGUCCUUGACCUCAAUCCUAUAGAAAAUGAGUGAGCAGACCUGAAAAAGCUUGUGCGAGCAAGGAGGCCUACAGGAAUGGGCCAACAUUCACCCAACUUAUUGUGGGAAGCUUGUGGAAGGCUACCCAAAACAUUUGACCCAAGUUAAACAAUUUAAAGGCAAUGCUACCAAACACUAAUUGAGUGUAUGUAAACUUCUGACCCACUGGGAAUGUGAUGAAAGAAAUAAAAGCUGAAAUAAAUCAUUCCCUCUACUAUUAUUCUGACAUUUCACAUUCUUAAAAUAAAGUGGUGAUCCUAACUGACCUAAGACAGGGAAUUUUUACUAGGAUUAAAUAUCAGGAAUUGUGAACAACUGAGUUUAAAUGUAUUUGGCUAAGGUGUAUGUAAACUUCUGACUUCAACUGUAUAUUAGCUGUGCAGUGUCUAGUCCUUCAGCUCAAAGACCGCUGGCCCCCCCACCAGCCUUCCUCUGCCCAGCUGCUGCCACAGCCUCACACCAGCGCACACACAGCCAUCUGACUCUGCCACAGGGCCCUUACUGACUGCCACAGACUGAGAGGGCAACAGGUGUCAUCAACAGAGGGAGGCUGCAGGACAAUCCGUACUCAUUGACAGUGCUUAGUGCUCGGAUCCUGAUUCUUCAUGGGUUGUCCUCCUCACUGCCACAUUUCCUCCAGAAGUUCUGGACCAGAGCUGGUCAAAUCAGAGCAAGACAAUUGGAUUAUGUUCCAGAGCAAAAGGAACUGUUCUAGAACAGGAGUUUUGCUCUGGAACCUUUUGGAGCCCGUGAUCUAGAAUACAACAUGUAUUAUAUCAAAUGUUCUAUGUUCUAGAACAGGACACAUUGUGGAACAGGUGGAGACUACGUUCCAGAACAGGACACAUUCUCAAGCAGGAACAUCUCACGUUCUAGAACAUGGGGAUGCUGUUUCCUAGAACAGCAGCUGAUGUUCUUGGACCCUGAGAGGGUCUGCUCGGGGGUUCUGUCUGUCUCCAGUUCAUACCGCUCCGCUCAAUCUGUGCUCAAACAGCACUGCAGACAUGGCAACAUCCAUCACCAAGUCACAUUGGUUACACAACACCAUAGGAACACCCAUGUCAUGGUAACUGCCCGAUCGCCAUGCUGAGCAGCACCGGGAGCGUUUACACACAACAACGGCUGUUCCUCCCGCCAACAUGCAACUCUGAGGAAUUUGCACCUGGUGUUUGAGGAAGAGCCAGCACUGGUAUGGUUCUACUACUAUGCCAGUACCUUGUUAGCACUGUGCUGGUAUGGUUCUAGUACAAUGACACCAGUACAUCCCCUGACAGCCAUGUUCCCCUCUGUGGCCCGGCCCAAUGACAGCCCUCUACUUGGCCGUACACCCAAACUAACAAUCAUGGUAGAAAUGAAGAGGAGGGAUCGAUAUGUCUAUCAUUCUGCACAGAGCAUUAUUUUUCAAUGUCUUUGCUAUAUACAGUCCUGGUAUAUUUUUCUGUAAAAAGUUGUUUGCCACAUAUAUAAUAUGCCUCGCUAUAAGUGCAGUCUGACUAGAAUGUAUUUUUCAAACGAGACAAAAAAGGCAAACUGUUUACAAGGAUAAGAUUUUAGUAUGUACAAUUAUACUUAAUAUGAGGAUACGUUUGAAUUUGACAUUUUGGUAUAAUUAUAAAAGAAAAAUAAAUUGUGUGUGUAUAUAUAUA